Truncatella angustata is the source of this 4351-nucleotide messenger RNA. RefSeq lists its product as uncharacterized. The transcript is spliced from 10 exons. The record is from RefSeq and is a predicted model, not a curated record. The coding region runs from base 1 to 4287 and encodes 1428 amino acids. Gene Ontology annotation, molecular function: heme binding. NCBI's taxonomy places the organism in Eukaryota, Fungi, Ascomycota, Sordariomycetes, Amphisphaeriales, Sporocadaceae. Gene Ontology annotation, cellular component: membrane; intracellular membrane-bounded organelle.
AUGUUUCCUUGGCGUCGACGUAAGCAGACUGCACCAUGGCGGCGAAACCAGAAGCAAAUUCCCCUCCAACGAUCGCCAUGGGCUCGUGAGUUCUGGCCUUCUGCUAUUCCUUACUGGAGCAUAUGGGGCGGCUCCCUACAUUCCUUCCUACGGCCGAUGGAUCCCGAGUUAUGGCCAAGUCAGAUGGCCGACGUUAGAUCUGGGCCUUACGGAAUGCAAUUGCCCCAACCAGAUAACGCGUGGCUAGACCGAUUAUUUGUAUCGGAAGAACUACAAGUUAACUUGACACAUGGAGUGCGGACAUGGCAAGUACCUGUCCUUCAAACUCGGCCUGAACCGUACUUGGAAAACGACCGGAUCCCUCGAAACGAUGCAGAUGCUGGCUGGGAGAAAUAUCAUAAAGCAAGAAUCGAUAUAGACGAGUCGACGUGGUUAGAUUGCUUCAGCAGAAACAGGUGGCUCGAUAUGAAAUUGGAUUGCACAGCGGAUAUCGUUGAACCCUCUCCCGGAUUGGGACAACACUGGAACAACUGGUGGACUGUAGACAAUGACGUUAUUUGGAGGGCCCUUGGUGUGUCGAUUGAAAUUGCAAACAGAAUUCUACUGCAGCUGCUGAAGGAUAGAAGUACUUGGCUCGAUGCGCUACUAUUUCAGCCUGUUGAGUUUUGGCGCAACCGUGACGCGCAUAUUAAAAACUUACACAAGCAAGAUUCCUGUUUCGACCCUUGGAUCCUCGAGCAGAAAACAGACUCGAAUAUGUGUCAGACCACAGAAAAGCUCACCGAACAGCUUGAGAGAUACCUCGCUUACCAUCUAUGGGGCUUUUUUGAUGAAGAUAGAAAAGUCAUGGGGUUUGGCGCUACUUAUGCUUGGUGGUUGAAAACGCAUAGAGGUGGCCAUGACCACUAUCCUGUUACCAUGAGCGCGGUAUCAGUUGGCUAUCUUCGUGCAUUGUGUUCAGGCAGACUGUCCAUCUCGGAAAAAUCAAAUGUGCAGGUAGCUUUGGCAGCUACGAUACUACAUGAGCUAAUUCAUGCUCUUUGGAAUGGACGGGCUAUGGCAGAAUUCGGCCAAAAGGUAUUAGAACCGUACAUGUACCCGGAGAUAGUGAAAGAGUUAGGUCAAUCUUUCGAGAAUCACUGUGUCGGAGGUUUAAUGGAUAUCAACGCGGACGAUGCUGGUGUAUACAGGUUUAACGGCAGAACCUUGACUUUGACAAUGGCCGAAUGGCCCAGUCGCUAUUGGACCAGCCAAAGCGAUUUACCUACGGAGUUGCUUGGAAUCCCAGAGCUCUAUUCAAAUGUUUUUCUCAUUCCAACAACCUGGAGUUCGGCCUUUGCUACCAAUUUCUUCUGGGACCAUGUAGUGCCAGACUUCAACGGUGGCAGCCAAGCGAUCCGAGCGCCAAGAAUCUUCCGAGCUGAGCAGUCUCACACGUGGCAUUCGUUCGGGGGGAAAGACUUUCCUGCCAAACGCAUGCGACUUCCUGCCCUUGACUGGUAUAGUAGCACGUGGGAACACUUACAUCGGGAGUGGCAGCACCGAAGGCGGACAUGGGAUGAAUUUCGACUUUGGUAUCAAGAGGAGUACGAAGCAUGGGCUGUGACUCCUUGGAGCUCUGUGCUAUGUCGAAUAAUUUUAGAGUGUUUUGUUGAGGCACAUAACAAAAGAGACCUCCCCAGAUGUGUUGAUCUGGCAAGGCAAUUUGUCAGCCUCGAGACAUUCUAUCUAACAACACUCCAACAAGGAAUCCACUAUCCCCUUCCAUGGAUAUUCAUCUCGCUUGGACAUCUGAUGCAAACAACAAUUCCAAAAAUGGCAAUGGACCAUGUUACAGUCAUCCCUCUACGUAAUGGCUUGCGACUGUAUCCAGAUCGCAGUUGGGGAAGAGGGGGGAGGGGGCGACCAAUUUGGUUAGAUACGACAGAUUGUGAUGCUCACCAAACUGAGGGUGUCAAGGAUCCGAUGUUCAACCCCAGGCAAACCGAUGCGAAGGUAGAUGUGCUCGAUCCUGCUACUAUUUAUCCCACAAUCUGCUUCAGAGAAAUCACGAUAGAAAAGAGCAACUGGCAAAACUCAAUACAAGAAUGGAAGAAAUGGAAACAAAUAUGGGAUGCGGAACUGAAUUUACACCCCAUGCCUAAGGCUUGGGAAGAAGCUAUUCUUUGUCUGUCAAACACAUUACUAGCUGUCCUUAAUAAAAGGAAAGACAUCUCAAAUUACGCACCCAAUCAAUGGAUCGACUUCGACUUUCAAGUACCGUACUAUGAUAACGAUCGGAAUUGGAUGCAGCAUGUACAAGGCUCCCUCCAACCCGAAGAACGUUUGGUCAACCCUCCGGCAAGUCCAACAAACAUAGCGACGCGUGACUUCUACAGGAGUGGUGUGUUUCCAGAACCUACCGACCCUCCAUCAGGUCCGUAUUAUAAGAGGAGAACACCUGCCAGCAAAUCCGCAACGAAGAGAAGGAAAGUAAUGCCUGUAAUGGAGGGAACACCCCAUAUCAAAUACUAUACAAUUGGCGAUGUUGGUAAUCGCCUUCAUUCAGGUCCAUCCACGUGGGUUGUUGAACCAGAUGGCAACUCUGGGUUUGAUGUGUAUGACAUAACAGAUUCUUGUCACAGGCGCGGAUACAGAACAGGCCAGGACAUCCGAGCGAUGUUGCUCCAUGUGGGAGUGUAUGGCGCUUCAUUGAGAACGAACGGAAACAAAUACACCAGCACGGUAAAGCCAUGGUUACAAUCACUGGUACAGCGUGAUCCCGCGUUCCAUGACCUGUUAGGGUCAAGAGUAAGUCAAGACGCUGAAGCGAUUCGUGCAGCACUCGGUAGCUACAUCCAUCCUCUUGGCAAACUCUUGAUGCCUAGGCGACAAGAGGAGAUUGCGGAAUAUGAUGGGGAGGAUGGCAUGCCGUUCUGGGUCACAAUAGGCGAUACUGUCUACAAUCUGACAAAUUUCGAUGCUUCGAAAAGGGAUCUCGAUACACUUCGUCAUCUCGCUCAGCCAUCAAAAUAUAAAGCAAAUAUGGACCUAACGAACAACGCCAGGAUGAUGGAGAAGUUGAACCCGUAUAGGUGUGCCUUCGUGCAGAAACGUCCCGUGAAGUUCCUGCCCACCCUUCGCACUUUCACUAAGGACAGUCUGAGGCAAUCAGACAAUCCCUUGUGCGGCUGUUAUACCAGUAUUGGAGGCUACGUUUACAAUCUGAAAGACUACAUCGACCUGCACCCUGGCGGUCGUGAAAUUAUUACCAAAUACCUCGGAAGAGAGGCGACAGACUUUACCGACUGGCAUGACUUGGGUAUAAUGGAACAUUACGAGCAUCUGCGUGUUGGUCGUCUAGUACCUGAUAUUGCUCCCGACACAGUUGAGAAACAUCAAGUUGUCAUCCACAACUGGGUGUUUGACUUUUCUGGUCUGGCUCCAGACCAGUCCAAAGAUGAGGCCGAUCAUUGGAUAUAUGCGAACGUUAACAAGCUUGGAGGAACAGAUGCUUCGAAGGCUAUCGAAACAUACGAUGACGAGGGAGAUGCUUUAGAACGUCUGUAUAGGCAGAAAGAUCGUAUUGUAGGAAAGGUCCCCGAGAAGCGGGACCUUCCAGAUAUUCCGCGUGGCGAAGUGAAGAAGCAUAAUGAUUCUGACGGCUUCAGGCAAGCUUGGGUGGUUUUCGACGGGCUGGUCUACAAUGUCACCAUGAUCAUGCUUCAUGGUCAAUCGUUCUAUGCGCACGAGAUCCCGAGGAUAUGGGCAGGCGCCGAGAUCAAAGAUGCAGCACUUUCCGCGUGGCUCAAGCAGGAUUACUCGCACCUGGUAAUCGGAAAUCUUGUCGAAGGACCUGCCUGGCCAGAGCCAACUCCGGUCGACGAUGCAGAAGUGGAAAGAAAGAGGCGCACAGCAGAGCUUGAGAAAUAUCGACGUUACGAUAACAUUCCGGAUGAUAAGAUUGUGCCAGCGGAUAUCCGAAAAUGGAUACAGACGAUGCAUCCGACCCCUGAGCAAGUACACGACAAAAUAGCAGAGCGGCGCGGAGAAUUUGAGGACAAGACUCCCCAGUAUGAUGCUGCUGAAGGUCUGAACCGCCUUGCUAUGCUUCAAGUUGAUGAGGGCAUCGGUCUUAGCGCGGAGCAUGAAGGUGGCAAGAGAAAGCGUGGUAGUGCUUCCGGACAUUCUCAGGAGCCGCGCCCACGCAAGAUUCGAUCGCUGCCGACCAAGUUUGGGUCGCCUGUCAAUGCGAACCUCUGGUCAUCUCAUCCCGGACCGACGGGAAAUUUCCACACACCUGCGUAAUGCUCAUCUAUGACAGUUUCUACAGUUGGUAUAGAACACUGUUUUGGUGAAGGAUAGGUCUGAU